Trichobilharzia szidati is the source of this 1470-nucleotide messenger RNA. The record is from the annotation of a GenBank genome assembly. Lineage: Eukaryota; Metazoa; Platyhelminthes; Trematoda; Strigeidida; Schistosomatidae.
AUGGAUUUGUCAGAUGAAGAUCUAUCGCCUUUGAUAAAUCAAACAAGCACAUCAACAUCUGUUCAUAAACGUGAACCUAAUGCUGAAGAAAGAAAGCUUACAAAGCUCUUGAUUGAACGUGUUCUUCCACCAUUUUCUAAAUCUUUAAAACUUCAAGCCUUAGUUGCUUAUCAAGCUGAUCAUGAAAAGAUGAAAUGUUUACUUGUUAAUCAAACGUAUGAAAAAUCAAAUAAUCAAUCAUUUGAAAAUGAUAGUCCUAAUCAUGAUUUAUCCGACUCAGGAAUUAUGGAUACAUCUACAGCCCCGAAUUCACCGAUUAAAACAGAUCAGGAGAUUUUCAAAGAUGAUAACACUUCAAUUCCACGACGUAAACGGAAACUUAGUCGACCAUGUAAAAUACCUCAGAAUACUCCAAUCAUUUCUGAACCCAUCGAAUCCUCCCCUAGUACACUUAAUAAUAGUAAUAAUAAUAAUAAUAAUAACAACACAUCAACGAAUCCACUUCCUGUUCCACUUCAAAAACAAAUUACUGAAGUCAUAACACCAAUCAAAAGUGGGACAACAAAUGGUUUGUUUAUGCCGGUAUCAGCUGUUACUCUACUUCCUCAUGUUAGUGUUUUCUCAUUACCUGUUACCGUCUUAUCGACUGUACCCCGUCCUAUAUUACCUCGAAUAUGUGCUGAUAAACAACCUCCUGCACGUCCUGUUAAUAAUUACAACUUACAAGCACUAGUUUCAUCCCCAUUAAAAAAUACUACUAUAACUACUACUAUGACUACUACUACUACUACUAACACUACUAUCCCAUCUAAUUCACCUCCAAAAAAUUCCAGCAAAGAAUCGUCUAACUCUUCAGAAGAAUCAAAUUCCCUCAAUCGACGAUACGCUAAAUCAUUUGUAUGCAAUCAAUGUCGAAAACCGUUUAAUUCAUUAAGUUUAUUAUGUGAUCAUACUUUUUCAGUUCAUAAAGCUUUUAAAUGUACUAUAUGCGGAGCUCAAUUCACUCAACGUUCGAAUCUUCAACGUCACUCCCUACGUCAUGUUGGAUUUAAACCGUUUGUUUGUAAGAUCUGUGAUAAAUCGUAUUACCGUAAAGAUCAUCUUGUUCGUCAUAUUGAAUUAACACAUCCCGGUUGUGAUCCACGCACAAAUCUUACUGUCAAGUUAAGUUCAGCUGAAUGUUUAGAUUAUUUAGAUCAAAUCCAAAAACAUGAUGAUAAAGGUAGUGCUGAACAAGUACAAAUAUUAUGCAAUAACUCCAUGGAUAAUACUAACAAUAAUGAUAGUGGUAAUAAUAAUAGUAAUAGUAUUAAUAAUGAUAAUGAUAUAUCGAAAAUUACAAACGACAUCGAUGAAAAUGAUAUAAAACUUAAAAUUUGUCUUCUUGAGUCAACAACUACUGAGAAACAUGAACCACAGACUGAGACAUAUUCCCCAACUCAUCCACCAUGUACUAGUGUCAAUUCUUAG